Molecule: messenger RNA, 797 nt
Organism: Rotaria sp. Silwood1
Lineage: Eukaryota; Metazoa; Rotifera; Eurotatoria; Philodinida; Philodinidae
Source: the annotation of a GenBank genome assembly
CUACAGUCUUUGGUUUAAUUGGUGGCAUGGUGACAAUUUUAAAACUUGUUAUACCAUUACUAGUUAAACUUGUAUUUAGAAAUAAAAGAUUACGUAUUGCAACUACGGAUGAUUUUCGAUGGACCGGCCCAAACACAUUUCGAGCACUAAGUGGAUUUUGUGAAUUAAUAAAUAAAACUAUUUCUGAAAAUUUGAUUCGAUUUUAUUCAACACAGUAUGUUAGUGCCACGAUUACAUCAACACAAUUAUUUCAAUCAACAGCUCAAUACUUUUUUGAACAAUUUAUUUCUUCGACAACGCAAGAUCUAUUAUUAUCAUUACAAGUUAUACGAGAUACAGUUCAAGCUGACAGUUUAUGGAGUGUAGCAGGUAUACAAUACCGUUUACAGAAAUACAAUAACUCUAGAAAUCUAUCAUUAAAUGUUCGCAGUCUUUCCGGUUGUAGUUGUGAUGAUUCAGCAAAAUGCAUCCGUCAAUCAUCUAUUUAUAGAUAUUCUGAUCAAACUAGAUUGUUUUCAGUACAAGGUCAAUAUGUAGGAUGUUUUGUAACAGAAGCAUUAUUACAGUCAUCUCUUCAAUGCUUUUACAAUCAAACAUGUAUCAAUGAAUUACGAACGUAUUUAACAUAUAAUUCCUCACUAAUUGUAACAGCACUUAAUGCAUCUUUACUAAAUCGCUUUUUUGAAAAUUCAACUAUACAAGAACUUGUUGAUAAAUUAAUGAUUGAACAAUGGAAUUUAUCUACAACCUGGUGGUUUGGUAACAGUACUGAAGUUUAUUGUGCCACGACUAGUUAA